CCUCUGUCUGUCUGUUUCACUCUCUCUCUCUCUCUCUUUAAAGUCUUUGCUUUCUCUCUCCUAGGGUUUUCCAGCCCUCUCUCUCUCUCUCUCUCUCUCCUCUCCGAUGGCGCAGGUUGAGGUCCUGAACGGCGGAGCGGCCGAGAAGGCCGUCGUCGCGUUCACGGCGGUGAAGCCGCAGCUGGUGGUGGAGGCCCCCAAGGCCGGCGACGCCAUCGAGUUCUACAAGUCCGCGUUCGGCGCCGAGGAGCUCGGCCGCACCCUCCACCCCAAGCGCAAGGCCGACCAGGAACUCCCCCUCGUCCUCUCCGCUCAGCUCGAGCUCGCCGGCACCACCAUCCUCGUCUCGGACUGUACGGACGAGUCUGCUGCUCCUGUGAAGACCGCCGGCACCGGAUGCAUGCUCUGCCUGGAGACCGAGGACGUGGAAGCCGCCGUCGCGAAGGCCGUGGCCGCCGGAGCCACGGCGGAAGGCGAGCUGGUCGAAGGCGACGGCGCGUGCUGCGGCGGUCGCGUCGGCAAGGUCAAGGACCCGUACGGCUUCACCUGGCUCAUCUGCUCCCCAGCCAAAAAGUGCGCCGAGGCGGAAUGAAGAAGAGGCAAGGCGUCGUAUUAGCGAAGUUUUGUCGUUUAACGGCUUGGGAAGGAGGAACUCGUGCAGGACUUUUUAAUUCUUUUCAGUUUUAUGCGUAGCCGUCUCCGUUAUAUGGUUGUUGCUUUUCCGUCUCUAACCGUCUCGUCUUUGGGGGGCGUGGGACCCUCCUUUUUUAAAAAAAUUUCUAGAACCAAGAGCUUCUUUCUCUGGCCUGGUAGGGAAUUGGGGGAUUGGGUGUCGUCAUGAAUAGGGCAAUGAACAUGUUGAUACGGCCAUGAUGGUAUUUUACCCGUUGCUCAUUUUGAAA
This is a messenger RNA of Eucalyptus grandis, 902 nucleotides long. RefSeq lists its product as uncharacterized. The transcript is spliced from 2 exons. The coding region runs from base 107 to 592 and encodes 161 amino acids. NCBI's taxonomy places the organism in Eukaryota, Viridiplantae, Streptophyta, Magnoliopsida, Myrtales, Myrtaceae. The record is from RefSeq and is a predicted model, not a curated record.